Pimephales promelas (fathead minnow) is the source of this 1654-nucleotide messenger RNA. The record is from RefSeq and is a predicted model, not a curated record. Lineage: Eukaryota; Metazoa; Chordata; Actinopteri; Cypriniformes; Leuciscidae.
UAAAUAAAUCACAUGCUCUCUUAUUCCACUGAUGACAUCACGGAUGACAUCACAGUAGCAUUCCAAGCUGUACUGUCAUAUGAUGCACCUCAGAGGCUCAUAACAGCAGUAGUUGAGAAAGGAUUAUCAGUGUUGCCUGGGUACUAGCGAACAAAUACCAGUUUUUUAGGUCAGCAGAUAACUGUACAGUUCAGAUGGCUCAAGGUGACGGCAACAUCGCUGAAGAUGUCGUUCAGGAUUUCGAAUUGUUGGUAGAUUAUGUGAUUCAUGCUGCAAUUGUAGAUGGUAAUAUCCAGAUGGAUCUUCCAGAUAUACGCAUUCCACUUCGUUUAACUCCUACCAGGACAAGUAUUGAUAUUGGGUUGGUUCGAAGGUCUCUAAAUGUACUUGGUCAGUAUUCCCUGACACCUGGUCCUGAAUACAAUCCAUUGCUCUCCAUGCUGGCCUGGAAUGCAGAUCACUGGUCUGUCACUUUGCACGCAUCAGGUGACUCUAUGGAAAUUGCAUUUUAUCCAGUGUAUAUUAAUAGCCAACCGGCAGAACGUGUGGAGACACCAACGAGUGAGUCCAGCACCGAUGAUGAACAGCCUGGACCAUCUCAACAGAUCAACAACAGCUCUGAGAUUGGAUCUGGAGAAUCACAUAUGGAUGGGUCCAGCACAGAUGACGAACAGCCUGGACCUUCUCACCAGCACAACAACCGUGAGAUCAGAUCUGGAGGCUGCACAACACCUUCUGACCAAAGCUCAGGCAGCCAGGUUGAGAUGAGACAGGGUGUUAAAAGAAGAAGAAACACUUCUGGCAGUUCAAAGAGUAGAGAACGGAAAAGGAAGAGAUCAGACCACCACUCUGACUCUGAUUCUGAUUCUUCAAGUUUUUCACUCUUCUCAGGCAUUUCUUCUCCAGGAUCACUUGGAGAAACAUCCAGAGAUGAUGAACAGCCUGGACCUUCUCAUCGGGCCAACAACAGAUCUGAGAUCAGAACCACAGGAUCCAGAACACCUUCUGUCCAAAGCUCAGGCAGUCAAGUUGCGAUGACACAGGGUGUUAAAAGAAAAAGAAAGACAUCUGACAGGUCAGAAAGCAGAGAAUGGAAAAAGAAGAAAUCACAUUUUGAUUCAGAUAAUGAUCAACCUGGACCUUCUCACAGAGACAACAGUGAGGCCAGAGCUGUAGGAUCAUCUAUGGAUGGGUCCAGCAGAGAUGAAGAACAGCCUGGACCUUCUCACCUGGUCAACAGUAGAUCUGAGAUCAGAUCCGGAGGCUCCACAACACCUGCUGACCAAAGCUCAGGCAGUCAGGUUGAGAUGAGACAGGGUGUUAAAAGAAAAAGAAAGACGUCUGGCAGUUCAAAGAGUAGAGAACGGAAAAGGAAGAGAUCAGACCACCACUCUGACUCUGAUUCUUGUUAGCACACCCACAUCACAUGCCGGAGACGUCGGUUCGAAUCCCACUCGAAACAGGUGGAGUAGGACCGGUUACAUUUGGUGAACCGGAUGGGAGUGGGGUUAAGGAGGAUUGGCAAGCUAUUAAGCCACUCUUUGCAUCCUGUGAUGGAACAGCAUCUGGAGCUGAAUAGAUAUAUGCACGCAUAAGUUCCGCAUUUGACGCAAGGCUGCUCUUCAGUUUCCGGUUGGGGAGAUUUAAAGCGGAG